Molecule: messenger RNA, 546 nt
Organism: Lotus japonicus
Lineage: Eukaryota; Viridiplantae; Streptophyta; Magnoliopsida; Fabales; Fabaceae
Exons: 1
Coding region: 1-546 (181 amino acids)
Source: RefSeq, a predicted model, not a curated record
AUGUUGUUUUCCACAGUUGAUUCAGUUCCCUCUUUCAUUGGUAAUCUUUAUGGCUCAAACAUAUAUACUGAGAGACCUGGUUUUUUCACACUGCUAAAUGAGAAAAUCAGUACUAUACAAUGCUACUGCUUACUAGGGGGUGAUGUUAAUUGCAUCCUCAAUAUUGGAGAAAGGAGUGCUUCUAAUGAAGGAGCAUAUUUUGAUUUAAGGUCCUUCGUUCAGGGUAAUAAUCUUCUUGAUCUCCCCCUCUCGGGCUCUAAGUUUACUUGGUACAGUUUGCGCUACGGGGGCAUUUGGAGUCGUUUAGACAGAUGGAUAGUUAAUGAAGAGGCGAUUAACCAUUUUGAAGGGUUAUGUCAAACAACUGAAAAUUGGGGGCUCUCUGACCAUCGCCCGGUGGCAUUAACUAUGGGGGCAGUUAACUAUGGACCGAAACCUUUCAGAUUCUACAAUAACUGGCUUUUAGGUAAGGAAUUCGAAUGUUUGGUGAAAGAUUGGUGGGCAUCCUCAACCGUGCAAGGCUGGUCGGGUUUUGCCUUACAUUAG